Messenger RNA from Patiria miniata (bat star), 1026 nucleotides. RefSeq names its product rab-like protein 2A. NCBI's taxonomy places the organism in Eukaryota, Metazoa, Echinodermata, Asteroidea, Valvatida, Asterinidae. The transcript is spliced from 8 exons. Gene Ontology annotation, molecular function: GTP binding; GTPase activity. Bases 35 to 751 code for a protein of 238 amino acids. The record is from RefSeq and is a predicted model, not a curated record. Gene Ontology annotation, cellular component: Golgi apparatus; endosome.
GGCAUGCCUUGCUCACAUACUUUGUUUUUCCAAGAUGGCGGCGAGCACAAGUGACGCUGUCUUGCCCGAAACGGACGGAAAAACAAAUGAAAACACCGUGAAGAUUAUCUGUCUCGGGGAUUCAGCUGUCGGGAAAUCAAAGCUGGUGGAAAGGUUCCUCAUGGACGGAUACAAACCACAGCAGUUAUCUACAUAUGCCCUUACUCUUUUCAGAUACAACACGAAGGUCGGAGGUCAGGAGGUCACAGUGGACUUCUGGGAUACUGCAGGACAGGAGAGAUUCAGCAGUAUGCAUCCCUCUUACUACCAUCAGGCUCAUGCAUGCAUAAUGGUGUUUGAUGUUACAAGGAAGGUGACGUACAAGAAUUUACCUCAGUGGUAUAAAGAGCUUAGAAGUUACAGACCGGAGAUACCUUGUUUAUUAGCAGCUAACAAGAUAGAUGUUGACUACAACAUCACCCAUAAGAACUUCAACUUUGCCAAGAAGUACAAUUUACCCUUUUACUUUGUCUCAGCAGCUGAUGGCGCAAAUGUAGUCAAGCUUUUUCGAGAAGCAAUCAAAUCUGCAGCAGCUUAUAAGGCCAACCCCACUGACUUCAUGGAUGAAGUUAUGCAAGAGUUAGAGAAUUUUGACGAUCUUAAGUUGUCACCAGACGGCAGCCUUGACUUGGUCAACAACUCAGAGGAUAAAGAAAGCGAGAAAGAGACUAGCCCGGCCUCAACACCAGAGGGCGCCCCCGAAUCGUCAUGACAACAGCCAAACUGUUUAGGCAAGGGGUAAUUAUUUUACAGUGGGUAUUUAAGCGGCACACGGCCAGACAGUUGGAUUGGUGUAGCAACUGUAAAAUCAGCGGGAUGGAUAGCCAUAAUUAAUUUGAUUCCCAAGGUGACACAGUGUUGCCAUGGCAACGGGUCAGAGGUCACAGUUGAGGACUGUGGCACAAGAGGGCAUCUCGAGGCUCGACCUUGGAUGUUGGAUGUAGGGAGACCUGGUACUUGUAUAUGCAAGCCGAGGCAAUAUUGUCA